AUGGAGAAGCUCGAUCUAUCCAAGCUGAAGCUCGCCUCGUCUUCACUGGGCGAGCGGAUCAAGACCAGCGGCGCGCAGGUGGGCCGCACGAUCAGCUCCAAGAUGAAGGAGAUCCUCCAGGCGCCGACUCCCGAGUCAAGGAUCGUCGACGAGGCCACCGACGACGCCAUGGAGGGGCCCAACUGGGGCCUCAACCUCCGGAUUUGCACCAUGAUCGGCCGCGAGGAGUACGACGGCGCCGAGAUUGUCCGGGCGAUCAAGAGGAAGCUCGCGCCGGGGAAGAGCCCCAUGGGCCAGCGGCUGGGACUGGACUUGCUGGAGGCGUGCACCUCUAACUGCGAGAAGGUCUACUCGGAGGUGGCGUCGGAGAAGGUGGUGGAGGAUAUCGUGAAGCUGAUUGACGAUUCACGGACGCUGCACGGGGUUAGGGUUAGGGCGAUGCAGCUGAUUAGGGCUUGGGGCGAGUCGGAGGAUCUCGCCUACUUGCCUGUGUUUCGUCAGACGUACAUGCAACUGAAGUCGAGAAGAGCUCCUGCAGCUCAAGAAGAAACCACGCCUUCCAUGCAAUACAAUUUGGAGUCUUAUCUUGACCAACAGCCACUGUCACCUCCUGAAAGAUACCCUAUUCCUAACACUGGUUUUUCGCAAAACGCAGAGGAUCUCACUUUCAUUGGUUAUGGCUUCCAGUCGGUUGAAGAGAAAAAGGAAUUCCUUGCUAUGACUCGAAACACUGUAGAUAUUCUGUCAAGCAUUUUGAACUCCGAUACUGAACCCAAACCCAUCAAGGAUGAUUUGACAAUGAGCAUGCUAGAUAAAUGCAAAGAGUCUUUGCCCGUUGUUCAGAGGAUUGUGGAAAGCACUUCGGAGGACGAGGUUUUGCUCUUUGACGCUCUGAAUAUCCACGACGAGCUUCAACGAGUCAUUUCUAAACACGGGGAAGUUGAGGCCGCCUUAGAAUCAGGACAACCUAAGAGUGAAACUGAAAACAAAAAGGUUGUCUUGCCACAGCAAACCAGCCAAAUUACUCCUGAAAAAUCUGACUGCCCUAAAGAAGGGUUGACUGGGUCCAGUAACCCUGGUCAAGAAGAUAGUGUUGAUACUAACCAUAGUUAG
Molecule: messenger RNA, 1113 nt
Organism: Striga hermonthica
Lineage: Eukaryota; Viridiplantae; Streptophyta; Magnoliopsida; Lamiales; Orobanchaceae
Source: the annotation of a GenBank genome assembly